GUGCGUGAUGGACGAAGUCGUUUCGGGCAAAAAAUCGUGUUAAAUUAUAUGAUGGUAUCACCAAAAGCGGUUAUCGGUAUAUGUGCAGGCGUUUCAGCUACCUUAUUUCUGGGCUACUGCAUAUACUUCGAUGUACAAAGGCAUAAAGACCCGGACUUUAAGAAGAAACUAAGACAAAGACGCAGGGCCAAGAAACAGACAUGCCACAAGCGUCCGCACACCGUAUUCCCGGACAUGAAAGAUCACGAGGCGGUGCAGCAGUUUUUCCUGCAGGAAAUCCAAUUGGGGGAGGAAUUGCUUGCUGCUGGUGACCUUGAAAGCGGGGUGGACCAUUUGGGUAACGCUGUGGCGGUCUGCGGGCAACCAAACGACCUUUUGCAGGUCCUUCAACAAACCUUGCAGCCCCAGGUGUUCCACUUGCUCAUCCAACGGCUGCCCUCGGUUGCGCCACGAUUGAUGAAGGCGCAACCUGCUCCAAAUUCUUCCUCAUUGCAGGAAGAAGAUGUGGAGUGAGAGAAUGAGUGGGCAGAAGACAUUGCCUUUGUUUAGCUAGUCGUCAUUAUUAGAUCGUUCAUGGUAUACAUAUUUUACUUUUCACUUGUUAUUAUGAGAGUAAUAAAGUUUGUUGCAUCAAGCAAUACCUCUGGAUAUCUAUGUUUUGUACGUUUUUAUUUAAGUCUGAUUAUUUUUGUGUAAAUAAAAACUUUCAAUGUGUGUUACUAU
This is a messenger RNA of Brassicogethes aeneus, 723 nucleotides long. Lineage: Eukaryota; Metazoa; Arthropoda; Insecta; Coleoptera; Nitidulidae. The record is from the annotation of a GenBank genome assembly.